This is a messenger RNA of Funneliformis mosseae, 182 nucleotides long. Lineage: Eukaryota; Fungi; Glomeromycota; Glomeromycetes; Glomerales; Glomeraceae. The record is from the annotation of a GenBank genome assembly.
CAAAGUAUGGUUGGAAUGCUAAUGAAAGAAAUUGGGAAAGAGAAGUGGACGUUGUCGAGAAGAUUCUUGGCACAAUGGCAGAAAAAGGAGAAAACUUAUACGAUAAAUUUGGAUUUGCGGCUCAUUCCGUAUUGAUGGAUAGUGAUGGAAUAAUCGUAGCAUUAAAAAGCCUUGAUAAUUAG